This is a messenger RNA of Meloidogyne enterolobii, 381 nucleotides long. The record is from the annotation of a GenBank genome assembly. NCBI's taxonomy places the organism in Eukaryota, Metazoa, Nematoda, Chromadorea, Rhabditida, Meloidogynidae.
AUGUCCGCACUCCAACAAGUUGGAUAUACAAAAAUUCGCCUUGCAUUCAAUGCUACACCUGAAAUUGAACGAAAAAAGGCAAUAAAAGAAGCACAAAUUGAAAGAAAUUCUCUUAGAGAAUUUGAACAGAAAAUAAAAAAUGUGGACAGUAAUAUACCUUUUGAUCAAGUUAAAAAUUGGUAUAUUGAACAGCAAAAGAAUAUUUGGCAUAAAAAUGAUUAUUUGCCCUGGCUACUUUAUGGCAAUUUUUUUGGAUUUUUAAGACUGAAAUUAAUUAAAAAAAUUUUUAUAGAAAAUGAAUUUGCUUGUAUUCGAUUAACUUUUGAUGUUUGUGAACGACAACCACAACAACGAUGGGAAGGAGGAUAUACUUGUGCCUAG